Messenger RNA from Sphenostylis stenocarpa, 258 nucleotides. NCBI's taxonomy places the organism in Eukaryota, Viridiplantae, Streptophyta, Magnoliopsida, Fabales, Fabaceae. The record is from the annotation of a GenBank genome assembly.
AUGAGACGAGGAAGAGAAUUUUUGUUUGAUGGAGGUGGACAUGAUGAAGAACGCAGAUUGUGCGCUUAUGUGUGGCCAUUGUCUCAAGAGAUGGAUGAGUUAAGGCAAGGUGUUGGUGGUGGCGGAUCCCACCUCAAGCAUGGGCUUCCAUCACAAGAGAAGCAAACUUUGUGCCAUGGUGCAUCUGAUGUUGUGGCUGAUAAUGAAGUGGAGUUGGUCCUGGAUUAUUGGUUGUUCAAGGUUGAAGCUAUUGUGUGA